Molecule: messenger RNA, 1608 nt
Organism: Caenorhabditis remanei
Lineage: Eukaryota; Metazoa; Nematoda; Chromadorea; Rhabditida; Rhabditidae
Exons: 10
Coding region: 1-1608 (535 amino acids)
Biological process (GO): anatomical structure development; cell differentiation; regulation of transcription by RNA polymerase II
Molecular function (GO): nuclear receptor activity; zinc ion binding; RNA polymerase II cis-regulatory region sequence-specific DNA binding
Source: RefSeq, a predicted model, not a curated record
AUGGAAAUACUUGGAAAGCAGAGAGUUCUCGCGAUGAUGCGACUCAACGGUGCCGGACAGCUAACCGGGUACCCAUUCGAGACUCCAUCUUCCUCCACAUCAUCCACUCCAAUCCAUCCACCAGCUACUCCCGCCACAAUGUCAUCAACCCUGCUAGCAUCUUCAUAUAUGAAAAUGUCACCUCCGUCAUCUGCCACGUCAUCAAUCACGUCUUCCUAUAUGAAGGCGUCCCCUCCAUCUACAGUAUCCUCACCUCCAUCCACAUCGACAUCCACGUCGUCAGCUGCUUUCAUAGAGAAGAAAGAAUGCGCGGUGUGUAAGAACCCGAAUUCCAGUGGAUACCAUUUUGGGUGCAUUGCUUGUGCCGCGUGCUCCGCAUUCUUCAGGCGUACUGUAGUGUUGUCAAGACGGUAUUACUGUAGAAGAGACCCGAUCGGCAACUCGUUGUGUCCAUUGGAUAGAAGACACCGAUCGAAUUGUCGAGCAUGUCGUUAUGUGAGAUGUAUCGAAAUGGGGAUGAAUCCGAGUAGCGUUCAAAAUCUUCGUGAUUCCAUCAAACCCCGUUCUCCAAACUCAGAAUCAACAGUUCCAGAAGAAGAAGAAGAUAAGAAAGAUGAUAUUUUGUUCUCAGCUGCCACACCUGGUAGUUGGAUUUCCAGUACAAGUACUUGUAAUGAGAAUCCACCACUUCCAGUGGCGCCAAAAGAAACAUCUGGUGAGAAUUGGCUUGAAAUCCUACUCUCUGUAUAUGAAACCUCAAUAACUCGUCGUCGAAUGUUCUAUUGUAAUGGAUCACUUCGAGAAAUGAUUGGAGGAACUGGCUUAAAAAUGCGACCGACGAGAUUCGACGAGAGAUAUUACAAAGAGAAGAUGCGAUUCGAAUUGAUACUUUAUGUGGAAAUGAUGAAUUCGAUGAGUGUUUUCAAGCAGUUUGAUUUGGAUACGAAGGAAGCAUUGAUCAAAGGAUGUGCUGUUUCGUUGGCUAUGCUUGAGAAAUAUUAUAUUUCUGUGAAAUAUGAUGGAUUGAAGACACAAAAACUAAUCGCCCCGGACGGUUCUUAUACCGACCUCGCUGAUGAAGGUGCCCAAUUCGAAGAGGAAUUCAACAAAAUCGCUGGAGACACUGUCAUGGACAAAGAUCAAUGCCUGAAACUACUGUACAACCCAUUGAAAACGUGUCUGAAUGAACUUGGAACCGCACUCGAACAUUCGAAAAUGACAGACACCGAGUUUUGUGCUCUCUUUGCAAUAUUGUUAUUCAAUACUGCUGCUGAUAACAUCACUGAUGCCACUCGGAAUUUGGUCAUGAUGGCCAGAAAUCGGGUGAUGAAAGACUGGUUUGAGUUUUAUGCAAAACAGGGCAAAACUUCGGAAGAGUUCAAAAAUUCACAUAUCUUUAAAGACAGCCGAGAUACGGUGCUCCAAACUCUUGCUAUCGGGUGCGCCUCUGUUACGGGUUUCACGGCUGGUCUUCUCGUCGGAAACACCCUUCUCCUGCUCACUGCCGUCCGGAAUGCAAUGGCUGUUCAUCGCGAAAACUUCCAUGUGAUUCGAGUGUUCAACGUGAUGGAAUACGAUAAAUUGAUUGAUGAUCUCGCUUUUACUUAA